Molecule: messenger RNA, 138 nt
Organism: Dictyostelium discoideum AX4
Lineage: Eukaryota; Evosea; Eumycetozoa; Dictyosteliales; Dictyosteliaceae
Exons: 1
Coding region: 1-138 (45 amino acids)
Source: RefSeq, a predicted model, not a curated record
AUGUUUUUUAAACAAUUUGAUAUUUUAGAUAUGAUGCCAACAAUAAAUUCAAAUAAUUUCUUUGGUCCUUUUGGAAACAAGUAUUAUUUCGUCAACAUUCAAUUCAAAAUUUGUAAAUAUUCAAUGACACUAUAUUAA